AGGGAAGGUUAGUUACCUGUAAUCAUCGCCUCCAAAUGCCGAGACGGCCGAGCGCACAGGCGCAGAUAUCGCUAGGCUUGGUUUCUAUGGUUUCCGGGGCAAGACGGCGGAUGAAAAGCCGACUUCCGGUAUCGCGCUGCAAACGUCGCGCUGCAGGCAUCCUUUGCGGCAGGCGCCCGCGUCUCAAGCCAUCGUCUCGUAGCGGCGGCCAGCGAAGGCUCUGCGUGAUUUCGAACCCGCUAGCCUCUUGAGCUCAUUUCGUUCUUCCCAUCAGGCACGCUGCGUUCCAGCCACGCUGGGGUUUCAGUAAUCCUCAGACACAACAGCACCUUCGACUGUAGCUCGUGCUGUUGCUCUGCUGAACCCUCUGCCCACUGAUCUUCACUUGGCGAACUCAUAACCCAUCUUAAAGCCAUGCCUUUCUUUGAUGUGCAAAAAAGGCUGGGCCUUAACUUAGAUCGAGGGCUGACAAUCCAAAGUGCUGAACAGCCCUACAAGAUUCCUGCUCGAUGCCAUGCUUUUGAAAAAGAAUGGAUUGAAUGUGCACAUGGAAUUGGUGGUAUCCGGGCAGAGAAAGAGUGCAAGAUAGAAUUUGAUGAUUUUAUAGAAUGUAUUCUUCGGCUGAAAACGAUGACACGUAUGAAAGCCAUCAAGAAGCAGCGGGAUAAGCUCAUAAAGGAAGGGAAGUACACCCCUCCACCUCACCACCUGGGCAAGGGGGAGCCUAGGCCCUGAGCAGAGCAGCUGCUGACGGCUGGAGGCUGAGUUCAUAUUAUCUGUUAUCUAUCAGAAAGAUUGUUUACCAGAAGUCUCUUUGUCGGACUGUGUAAAAAUAAAGGAUUGCUCCAAUCUA
Messenger RNA from Carlito syrichta (Philippine tarsier), 853 nucleotides. It is a transcript of the gene NDUFS5, whose product is annotated as NADH:ubiquinone oxidoreductase subunit S5. Gene Ontology annotation, biological process: mitochondrial respiratory chain complex I assembly. The record is from RefSeq and is a predicted model, not a curated record. The transcript is spliced from 4 exons. Bases 415 to 735 code for a protein of 106 amino acids. NCBI's taxonomy places the organism in Eukaryota, Metazoa, Chordata, Mammalia, Primates, Tarsiidae.